AUUUCUGAUUCGUCGUUCCAUUUUCCACUUUUUUCACUUCAUCUUCCUUCGUACGUUUCAAAAUCACAUUUCCUUUCUUCCUUCAUACGUUUCAAAUCACACUUCCUUUCUCCCUUCGUCUUCUUCCUUCGUUUUCUCAACUUCCAUUACCUUCACUCGCUUCACCCACAGAAAAAAGUCAGCGUCUUUUGGACUUCUCAUGGCAGUUCAACCCAAAACCGAACCCGGGUCUUUUCAUAGCUCCAUUUUGACGACCUCUGGAACACACAACAGCGAAAUGAGUAUCUCGGAGCUUGUGUCAGUUCUGCGUGUGGCGUAUCAAGUUGAGGACUUUGAUAAAGUGGAAGAACAACUGAAGAACAGGGAAGACAAGAUGAGGGCGGAGAUUGGGUCACUCCGAGAAAAGCUUGACUUGGAGAGACUCAACAGUAUUGAAGUAGCAAAAAGACUGAAAAUCAGAGAGGAGCAAUGCAAAAAGGGGAAGCAAGCCCAGGAGAAUUAUGAGCUGCUGUUGAAGAGAAUGAAAGAAAGUGGCUUGGAUAUGGAGGAGUUAAGGAAAAAGAACGUUACUUUGGAACGUGAAGUUUGUGAACUUAAGGAGUUGAAGAAAAAAUGGUAGAAGAUGUCAAAUGUGUGGCUGAACUAAGGACCAAGAUCAGUAGGUUGGAGGAGGAGAAGGUUGGGAACAAGAGUGCUCUUGAUGCUCUCAACAUGAAGAACACUGAAUUGAAGGAAGAAGUUAAGAAGAAUUUGACCGUCAUAGAGAGGUUGAGGACUGAAAAUGAUAAAUUGACAGAUGAGAAGCUCGAACGUAAGACAUUAUUUGAGUCUUUGGAGAAGAAAUAUGGUGAACUCUGUGCCAGUGUUGUGAAGUUGGAAGAUGAUAUAAAGGUUUUGAUGAGUGAAGGUGCCUCUGAUUGUGGGAACACUGAAGUGGAGCCUAAACCUCAAGUUUGUUAUGCUGUCAAAGAUGAAGAGGUUAUUGAUGACUACGAGCUUGAAAAUGACACUGGAGAGCAUGUUCCUUUCCGGGCUCAGUCUGCCAAAAAAGGGAACAAGGAUAUUACAUCAGAAAUGGAGGUCAUAACCCUAUCUGAUGAUGAUGAUGAUGAGUGUCCAAAUCAAGGAUUGCAUAGAGAAAAAGCUAUUUCUCAAAUUAUGGGAGAAAAUGAACAUCCACAAAGGGUUGAAACGCUCACAAGAAAACGUGCUGGUGCUUCUGAUAUUCAGACUUCUUCCCGAUCAACAUCCAGUGAUGAUUUAUAUGAAAUGGAUAAUCCCCCUCUAAAGAGAGUUAAAACUUCGCCGGCCAGUUCUGAUACAUACAGUUUGCCAGGCAGAUACUUCCUCACUCGCAGAAUCUAGAGCAGGUGCUUCUCUAGCCAAUCUUUUAUGUGAAACCUUAGAUUAGUUCUUAGUUUACAAAUACUGGCUUCUUGAGAUUGUAUAUGUAGCUAUGAGAGUUACACGUAUUGUCUUUUGGAGUAAAAAAUACUUUGCUACCAAUUAUGACUUUGUUCUAUAUGACUGAUCUUUAUUAAAGAAUCAGACUCAUCAAAGGUGAAGUUCUAGACUUUGUUUGAAGGAUAUGAGUACAGUUAGUGUAACUGUAACUCAGACCAACAUGUUGGUCAGAAAGUUGGUGUUUAUUCAAUAUACUUUUUGCAUGACAAAAUUCUAAACUAUCUGCAUCAAUGGGGCCAAGAUAUUCCUUUCCUCUGCAACAUUUUGGUCUUCCCUCUCCCCUUUACAUCCCUGUCACAUGUGACAGUGUUAAAAGGUAUUGUGAAAUGAACACUUCUAUUUAUAUUUUCUGAUAACGGUUAACAAAUAACACAAGACAUUGGG
This is a messenger RNA of Vigna unguiculata (cowpea), 1848 nucleotides long. RefSeq lists its product as uncharacterized. The record is from RefSeq and is a predicted model, not a curated record. NCBI's taxonomy places the organism in Eukaryota, Viridiplantae, Streptophyta, Magnoliopsida, Fabales, Fabaceae.